Messenger RNA from Alternaria alternata, 1059 nucleotides. RefSeq lists its product as hypothetical. The coding region runs from base 101 to 709 and encodes 202 amino acids. NCBI's taxonomy places the organism in Eukaryota, Fungi, Ascomycota, Dothideomycetes, Pleosporales, Pleosporaceae. The transcript has a single exon. The record is from RefSeq and is a predicted model, not a curated record.
CUGCCCAGACGCCUGCAGAUCCACCAUGGGCGAUCCGUUACCAUGGCAGACAGGGUAUCGCUAGCCCCGCCCUGGCCAUAUCGGAAAUCGGAGACUUCGCAUGGUCGCUGUCAUUCAGAGCUCAUGGAGUCGUCUUACUCGUCAGCCCUCGCUCGCCCGACCUGCAGCCACACCCACUUCUCAGGUACCCACCAUUGUUUUCUCCUCUAGCUUCAACACCCCGGUCCAAGCAUUUACAGUCUGUUCGCCGGCGUGGCUUGUGAACUACUUCCUUUUUGCUUCCCACACUGCCCGAUGCUCUCCCAAUGUAGCGUCUCUGCAUCACUUCCCGCCCACCUCUCCUCCUGCCCUCAUCCAGCCUGGCUGCCAUCGCAUCGCCGACCACACCACCCCCACAUGCACCCUGGUGAGCAUCUUCGGCAGAAGUGAACUGACGUCGAGCUCACACGGGCGCCAUUGCUCCUCUCCUCUCGACUCUUAUAAUAGAGCCUUUCUGUCUUCUCUACCCGUGGGCAAGUGCAUGCGAUUACAAAUUUACCAUCCGUCGCACUUUCUGUCUGGUCUCGGACCGAACGCUUCAUUCGUCUCUGCAUGUACUCCCGCUCGCCCAGUGCGCUCCAAGACACUGUAUCGUGAAGAACGCCAGCGUACGUUUAGGCCGUUGAGCUACCGCAACGCAGACGUUAGAUUGUUUGAGACCAUCUCCUAGCCCGGCCUCUACUCCGUCCGACUCGUUGGAACACUGAUCUGUUUGCAAGGACUACCCUUCAAACAUCUCACGCAUAAGCGUCGCCUCACCACCAGCCCAUCGCUCACAGGGUUCUCCACGCCUGCAGUUACCGGACAAUUUCGCUGUCAUCUAGUGGCUACGUGUUUAGCUGAUCCACACUACGCACACAUUUUCUCCAACAUUACCGCAUCGGGAGGACCAAUCCCGGACCUCAGAGCAUUGCAUUGCAGUCAUCUUCCUGCAGCUAAAGCGAGGAUAUCCUGGUGGCCGGCCGAGGCUCUUGCGCGAGCUUCUUUUCCUGCAUCAUUGGGCUCCAUUGGCCGCUCGUC